Cuscuta epithymum is the source of this 1307-nucleotide messenger RNA. Lineage: Eukaryota; Viridiplantae; Streptophyta; Magnoliopsida; Solanales; Convolvulaceae. The record is from the annotation of a GenBank genome assembly.
GUGAAAAUGGAUCCCUCUUCCGAAACCAGACCUCCGACCGUGUGGAGGCUGAAACCCAUAGAAGCUACACCGGAGACCUUCCGAGAGUUCGGGCAAGUGAUUGAGGCGGCGCCUGACGGCGAAGAGUUCGGUCCCCACGAUGCUCAACUCGACCUCAGCCGCGGCGUUCCUAGGUUAUUCCAUUCCUCCCAAGUCCCAGCAUCACUCGCUUGAUUAGUUUCCCACUUGCCCUUAAUUUACCAGAAUUAAUGUGUGAAGUUGAACAGCACCACAGACAGACAGGAAAAAAGAAGUUUGAUUCUCACACAUUCUCUUAAUUCAAAUACAGGGUGAUACUGUAUUUUUAGUUUAAGAAGAUUCACAGAGCCUGUUUGGGAAGGCAAAUCCCGUAUAAAUUAGCUGAAGUGAAGGGAGAUUAAAUGGAUAAUAAGCGGGAGAGUAAUAGGACACAUUGCUUUAUUGUUUUUAACAACUGGACAAUGGAUUGGAAUUUGGAAGCGUCAAGUUCUGAAGUAGAAACUGCUAAACAACAAGCUCGCAAGACACUCAACUUUCUAUUCACUUCAUUCCUAGCCUGAUUUAACAUUAGUAUUUGUUUUUAAGGUUUUACAUAAUGCAGCUAAAAGACCGGUCACUGAAAUUUUCAACCAUCACACACCAUGCCAAUGUAACACAGUGUCUCGGAUCAGUCGGAGGACGUGUUUGGUAUCUUGGAGUUGCUAAGCCAUCUGUAGUAGAUCCAAGCGGCAGCACCGUUGUUGCUAAUAAUGUGCGGCGAUCAGACUGUGGGCAUUUCUAUGUGCCUCCUGCCGUUGAUGAAGUGCAUGCAUUUAGAAUCACAGGGUCAAAGUUUAUAAAGCUAAAUAUAGGUACAUGGCAUGCUGGACCGUUGUUCACAGAUGAUAUGAUGGACUUCUACAAUCUGGAACUGAGCAAUACAAAUGUUGUUGAUCACACAACACAUAACUUCACCGAGGAGAAUAAGGUGGUAUUCCAUUUGGAAGAGUAACUGGUUUUCUUCGGCAAGAGUGUGUGCGGUCAUGGAUUUCUGCUUGUUCUGCAGCUUCUGCUCAACUUGUUACAGUAGUCUGAUUUGUUUUCCUUGUAAAAGAUCUGUAAAUAAAAAUUUGUGUUCCUAUUUGUAUUUAGGAGCACCCUACUUCAACGUUCUCCCUAUUAUUAAUCUACUUUAUCUGGCCUCUUUUGCAAAUGCAUAUACCAGCAUCUCUGUCCGUUUGUAAUACAAGAUGUUUUGUUCCAACUUCCAUUACCAUAUAUCAACCAAUUUGAGUUAUUUUCCUUUGGAG